UGGACUCUCAGUAAACACAGGCAGUUAGUUAUUAACGGUGGAAACCCAGCGGAGCCGCGUCUCUGUCCAAAGCUCCGAGUCUUCACACGUUUGACUGACACCAUGUCCCGCCUCGUCCUCCUGGCGUCCCUCACCGUCGGCCUGUGGUCUGCGUCAGUGCUCAGCGUCUCAGUGUUCUCAGGCCCGGACGACGCUCACAUGCUGCUCCGCUCCCGUCGGGCCAACCACUUCAUGGAGGAGCUGAAACCCGCCUCCAUGGAGCGGGAGUGCGUGGAGGAGAAGUGUGACUUCGAAGAGGCCAGAGAGAUCUUCCAGACCAGGGAAGCCACAAUGGAGUUCUGGACCGUGUACGAAGAUGGGGACCAGUGUCAGUCCAACAUGUGUGUUAAUGGAACCUGUGUGGACCUGUUCCAAGCCUACACCUGCCGCUGUCACCGUGGAUACGAGGGCAGAUACUGUGACCAGCUUGUAACCGCCACUAACUGCUCUGUGGAAAACGGCGGCUGUUACCAUGAGUGCACGGAGAGCGAGGACGGCCUGACGCGGAGCUGCAGCUGUGUGAGCGGAUACAAACUGCAGGAGGACUCCAGGGAAUGUGUCCCGAAAGGUCCCUCGUCCUGCGGGCAGCUGCUGAUCGGCAGGUCGUCCUACACCAAGCCCAUGGAUGGUCUGCUUCCGUGGAUGGUGGCAUCGGAGGUUGGGAAAAAGGGGGAGAGUCCCUGGCAGGUGUUGUUAAUGAACUCCAAAGGAUGUUUUGAGUGCGGCGGCGUCCUCAUCGAUCAGAACUGGGUCCUGACGGCCGCUCACUGCCUCGACAACUACAUGAGAUUCAGCGUUCGACUCGGGGACUACGAGCGUCACAGACAUGAAGGCACAGAGAUGUUGCUGAAUGUCAUCAAGACCUUCAAACAUCCAGACUACAACAGCAUGACGCUGGACAACGACAUCGCCCUCCUGCGUUUGGAGACGCCCGCCCAAUUCUCCAACUUCAUCAUCCCUGUGUGCCUGCCGGGACAGGAUUUGGCCGAGCGGGUGCUCCACCUCAACGGCACCAUGACUGUGGUGACGGGCUGGGGCAAAGAAAGCCUGGAGAGCGUCCGCCUCAGCUCUGCGCUCAACGUCAUCAAGGUCCCGCUGGUGAGCCGCAGCAUCUGCUCCCAGCACAUGUCCGUCAACAUCUCCGACAACGUCCUCUGCGCCGGGAUCCUCGGCCAGAGGAUGGACGCCUGUGAGGGGGACAGCGGCGGCCCGAUGGUCACUUUGUACCGAGGCACCUGGUUCCUGAUUGGCCUGGUGUCCUGGGGCGAGGGCUGCGGCAGGGAGGACAAGCUGGGCGUCUACACCAAGGUGUCCAACUACCACGAGUGGAUCAACAGAGUGCGUGAAGAAUGGAAGAGUUGACCUCCACAACCACCGUCAGACAUCUGAACCACCUCCAGCCCCGAAGCUUAAUCCAGGCGGUCUUGAUGCUUUAAUACACUUUAAUAAAGGCAUCCUGUCUAAAGAGGCUGUGAUUACCGUCUUUGAUCUUUGUAUCAACUUAACCAUAAAAAUGGCUUAAAAAUAAUGACACCGUCCCGAGUUAAAGAUCAGUUAUCAAGUAUCUUGGUCCCCAGAGGAUGAAUCCCUAUGUUUCUAAUGAUUCUCAGAUUUUUCUUCUGGCGCCACCAACAGUUCAAUUUAUAUUUGACUUCAGUCAGUGGUUUCAUUUUGGCCUCGGUGGUGGAUAGUGGGAGGAAUUAAAGAACAAACAUGAACGACUCGAUGAAGGUAAACAAAUGCUAUCAAACCCCGCCCCCCCCACACAUGUUGUGAAGCUGUUGUGAAACCGUGGAAAUGUUGUGGCUAGUGGAGCGUGACCCAAGAAAGAACCAAUAAAGUUUUGUUGCUGACCAA
Messenger RNA from Limanda limanda (common dab), 1896 nucleotides. It is a transcript of the gene proca, whose product is annotated as protein C (inactivator of coagulation factors Va and VIIIa), a. Gene Ontology annotation, cellular component: extracellular region. Gene Ontology annotation, biological process: blood coagulation; proteolysis. Bases 103 to 1401 code for a protein of 432 amino acids. The transcript has 9 exons. The record is from RefSeq and is a predicted model, not a curated record. Gene Ontology annotation, molecular function: serine-type endopeptidase activity; calcium ion binding. Lineage: Eukaryota; Metazoa; Chordata; Actinopteri; Pleuronectiformes; Pleuronectidae.